Molecule: messenger RNA, 912 nt
Organism: Thlaspi arvense
Lineage: Eukaryota; Viridiplantae; Streptophyta; Magnoliopsida; Brassicales; Brassicaceae
Source: the annotation of a GenBank genome assembly
AUGACGACGACGCAAUCAUCAAAGCCGCCUCUUGGUAACUGCAACCCGUCUGUUCCGGCUUGGGAGAAGGAGUUCUGUGCUGUGGUUGGUUCAGUUCCAUGGAAGAAAGUUGUAGAGGCGAAGCGGUUUAUGCAUCUAUACGAUAGAGUGGUCCAAUGGGACGAUUCAGCGGGAGAAGACGCCUUCAAGAACGCUAAAUCCCGGUACUGGGCAGAGAUAAAUGGAGUUCCUUGUGGCUUAUCUUUGCCUGACCCUGAUGUCUACAUUGAUGACGUUGAUUGGGAUGCUGAAGUUGACACCGAGCUGAUUCUUGACCUUGAACGUGGUCCAGACCCGAUUACAGGAGAAGAAGAACAUGUCGUGAUCCUCGAUGCUUUGGUCUUAUCUGGACAGUACAGCGGGCUCGGUUGGGGAACGGGAUGGGGAGACGCUGAAGGGAUCAACGAGGACAGUUUUGAUAAACCAGAAAACUCGUGGGGUGAUCAGAAAUGUGAAGUCAAGGAGAAAACCGGAUCUUGGGGUCACAGGAACAACGACAACAGCUUCAAAACCGAAUCUUGGGAUCACAAGAAGAACGACAACAGCUUCAAAACCGAAUCUUGGGAUCAUAAGUACAGUAAGAACAACAGCUUCAAAAUCGAAUCUUGGGAUCACAAAAACAACGAAAACAGCUUCAAAACCGAAUCUUGUGAAUAUCAUAAGUACAGUAACAACAACAGCUUCAACUACAAGAGGGUUGGGAACUGGAACUGUAAGGAUCAAGGGAAAGAGAGCAGAGAGUGGAGAAAGAGAGGAGAAGUGCCAUCUGGAGGAGUUCGAGUGGAGGACUGUCGAUGGAGGAAUGGGAGAGGUAGAAGCCGAGGUGGGUUUCAGCAGUAUUCGAACGGUUGUGGUUGGACCGAGUCCUUCUAA